Messenger RNA from Toxotes jaculatrix (banded archerfish), 4661 nucleotides. RefSeq names its product NCK-associated protein 1 (gene nckap1). The record is from RefSeq and is a predicted model, not a curated record. Gene Ontology annotation, cellular component: SCAR complex. The transcript is spliced from 31 exons. Bases 202 to 3588 code for a protein of 1128 amino acids. Gene Ontology annotation, biological process: cell projection assembly; neuron projection morphogenesis; cortical actin cytoskeleton organization. NCBI's taxonomy places the organism in Eukaryota, Metazoa, Chordata, Actinopteri, Toxotidae.
UCCCUGUGACCGAAAAAGCAGGCAGGGAGACGGUGGGGUGGAGUACAGGAAGCCGCUCUCACUUAGAAACCUGAACAUGGGCGAAAUAUAAUAACUACAUGAAUCACUGCUUCUUUUAACGGAACCAGAGGCUGCGGAAAUUUGUGAUAUAUACAUAUUUUUUCCUGGAUUGAAUUGGAGAUUUAACCGAACAGCGAGAAGAUGUCUCGGGGAGUGAUCCAGCCCAGCCAGCAGAAACUGGCAGAAAAACUCACCAUCCUCAACGACAGAGGCAUCGGGAUGUUGACCCGUGUUUACAAUAUCAAAAAGGCAUGUGGCGAUCCCAAGGCUAAGCCCUCCUAUCUCGUUGACAAGAACUUGGAGUCUGCGGUUAAAUUCAUCGUCAGGAAGUUCCCUGCGGUGGAAACACGGAAUAAUAACCAACAGCUGGCUCAGCUGCAGAAGGAGAAGUCAGAGAUUCUGAAGAACCUGGCUCUCUACUAUUUUACCUUCGUCGAUGUCAUGGAAUUCAAGGACCAUGUGUGUGAGCUGCUGAACACUAUCGACGCCUGCCAGGUCUUCUUUGAUAUUACCGUGAACUUUGACCUGACCAGGAACUACCUGGACCUGGUGGUGACUUACACUACUCUGAUGAUAAUACUGUCUCGCAUAGAGGAGAGGAAGGCCAUCAUAGGACUGUACAACUAUGCCCACGAGAUGACACAUGGAGCCAGUGACCGGGAGUACCCCAGGUUGGGCCAGAUGAUUGUGGAUUAUGAAAACCCUUUGAAGAAGAUGAUGGAGGAGUUUGUUCCACAUGGAAAGUCUCUGUCAGAUGCGUUGGUGAGUCUUCAGAUGGUCUACCCCAGGAGGAAUCUGUCCGCUGACCAGUGGAGGAACGCCCAGCUGCUCUCUCUCAUCUCUGCCCCCUCCACCAUGCUCAAUCCUGCUCAGUCAGACACUAUGCCGUGUGAAUAUCUGUCACUGGACACAAUGGAGAAGUGGAUUGUUUUUGGUUUCAUCCUGUGUCAUGCGGUGCUGAACAGCGAUGCAGCGGCGUUGUCUUUGUGGAAGCUGGCUCUGCAAAGCUCCACCUGCCUCUGUCUGUUCAGGGAUGAAGUCUUUCACAUCCACAAGGCUGCUGAGGAUCUGUUUGUGAACAUCCGAGGGUACAACAAACGCAUCAACGACAUCAGAGAGUGCAAAGAGCAGGCCCUGUCUCAUGCAGGCUCCAUGCACAGGGAGAGACGCAAGUUCCUCAGAUCUGCUCUGAAGGAGUUGGCUACUGUUUUAGCCGAUCAGCCUGGACUGCUAGGUCCUAAGGCACUGUUUGUGUUCAUGGCGUUGUCAUUCGCCCGUGACGAGAUCAUCUGGCUGCUUCGACAUGCCGACAACAUCCAGAAGAAAAGCACAGAUGACUUUAUAGACAAACACAUAGCUGAGUUGAUCUUCUACAUGGAGGAGCUCAGGGCUCAUGUCAGGAAGUAUGGGCCUGUGAUGCAGCGAUAUUACGUCCAGUACCUGUCUGGUUUUGAUGCUGUGGUGCUGAAUGAACUGGUGCAGAACCUGUCUGUGUGUCCAGAGGAUGAGUCUAUAAUCAUGUCUUCAUUUGUCAACACUAUGACCUCACUCAGUGUCAAACAAGUGGAGGAUGGAGAGGUGUUUGACUUCAGAGGCAUGAGAUUGGACUGGUUCAGACUGCAGGCCUACACAAGUGUCUCUAAAGCCAGUCUUGGUAUAGCCGAUCACAAGGAGCUUGGUAAAAUGAUGAACACCAUCAUCUUCCACACAAAGAUGGUGGAUUCUCUGGUGGAGAUGCUGGUGGAGACGUCAGACCUGUCCAUUUUCUGCUUCUACAGCCGUGCGUUUGAAAAGAUGUUUCAGCAGUGCUUGGAGCUUCCCUCCCAGAGCCGACACUCCAUCUGCUUCCCUCUGCUCUGCACACACUUUAUGUCCUGCACACACGAGCUCUGUCCUGAGGAGCGUCACCACAUAGGGGAUCGAAGCCUGUCGCUGUGUAACAUGUUUCUGGAUGAGAUGGCCAAACAGGCCAGAAACCUGAUCACUGACAUCUGCACUGAACAGUGUACACUCAGCGACCAGCUGCUUCCCAAGCACUGUGCGAAAACCAUCAGCCAGGCCGUGAACAAGAAGAGCAAGAAGGCGACGGGGAAGAAAGGCGAGCCGGAGAGAGAGAAACCAGGCGUGGAGAGCAUGAGGAAGAACCGACUACUGGUCACCAAUCUGGACAAACUCCACACGGCGUUAUCUGAACUCUGCUUCUCCAUCAACUACGUUCCCAACUUGGUGGUGUGGGAGCACACUUUCACACCGAGAGAGUACCUGACCUCGCAUCUGGAGAUCCGCUUCACCAAGUCCAUAGUGGGGAUGACCAUGUACAACCAGGCUACUCAGGAGAUAGCCAAGCCCAGUGAGUUACUGACCAGUGUCCGGGCCUACAUGACUGUGCUGCAGUCCAUAGAGAACUACGUGACCAUUGACAUCACCCGGGUCUUCAACAACGUCCUCCUGCAGCAGACACAGCACCUGGACAGCCACGGGGAACCCACCAUCACCAGUCUGUACACAAACUGGUACCUGGAGACGUUGCUCCGUCAGGUCAGUAACGGACACAUCGCCUACUUUCCCGCCAUGAAGGCCUUCGUGAACCUGCCCACCGAGAACGAACUGACUUUCAACGCUGAGGAAUACUCCGACAUCUCGGAGAUGCGUUCUCUGUCGGAGCUGUUGGGGCCGUACGGUAUGAAGUUCCUCAGCGAGAGUCUAAUGUGGCACAUCUCUUCACAGGUCGCAGAGUUGAAGAAACUGGUGGUAGAGAACAUGGAGGUGUUGACCCAGAUGAGGACGAGCUUUGACAAACCGGACCACAUGGCUGCGCUCUUCAAGAAACUCACCUCUGUGGACAGUGUUUUGAAGAGAAUGACCAUCAUCGGAGUCAUUCUGUCCUUCCGCUCCCUUGCUCAGGAGGCUCUGAGAGAUGUGUUAUCCUGUCACAUUCCUUUCCUGGUCAGUUCGGUGGAAGAUUUUAAGGACCACAUUCCCCGAGAGACGGACAUGAAGGUGGCCAUGAAUGUCUACGAGCUCUCGUCAGCUGCAGGUUUACCCUGUGAGAUCGACCCGGCUCUGGUAGUGGCUUUGUCCUCACAAAAAAGUGAGAACAUCAGUCCAGAGGAGGAGUAUAAGAUCGCCUGCCUGCUGAUGGUGUUUGUGGCCGUUUCAUUGCCAACGCUGGCCAGCAACGUGAUGUCCCAGUACAGCCCCGCCAUCGAAGGCCACUGUAACAACAUCCACUGCCUGGCCAAAGCCAUCAAUCAGAUCGCCGCUGCUCUCUUCACCAUCCACAAGGGAAGCAUAGAGGACCGCCUGAAAGAGUUCCUGGCCCUGGCCUCAUCCAGCCUGUUGAAGAUCGGCCAGGAGACGGACAAGAUGACGACACGUAACAGAGAAUCUGUCUACCUGCUGCUGGACAUGAUCGUGCAGGAGUCGCCCUUCCUGACCAUGGACCUGCUGGAGUCCUGUUUCCCCUAUGUCCUGCUGCGAAACGCCUACCACGCCGUCUAUAAACAGAGCAUCAGUGCUAAUGCAUAGAAACACAGUAAACACCAUGCUGUCUGCCAUUAGAGCGUUAGCGCUCAUACAACCACAAAUACACACUAACAGCAUACACUAAAGACAAACACACUAAACUAUGCCUACAACGCCUCAACGUACUAUCCUGACAACAAAAACACUAUUUGUGUCGACAUGUACACAAAAAUGUCGGCACAUGUAACACACUAAACGUGUAGCAUAUAAACAAGACCACUCUAAACUGUACACUACAAACUCUACAAAAGAACAUACACACAUUUCACUGCACAGAGAUGACAACAGACAAACACUGAAAUUAGACAAAUAUGAGCAGAAACAAACACACAGACACACACUAGCUGGGUGAAGUUGGGGGAUCAGUGUCUUUAUUUUAAUCAUUGUACUUUUUUCAUGAUGUUGCCAGGGACCAUAACCAUAGCAACACAUAAUAUACCAUAUGUUUGGUUGGUAUAAAAGAACAAAAAAUAUAAAUAUAUAGUAUAUAUAUAGUUGACACUAAAAUAUUCUCUUUUUUUGUUUGAUUUAAUUUUUGUUUUGUUUUUUUUUUCGAUGAAAGAUUUGAGAUUUUUAGUGGCCAGCUGACGACUUCUACGUGGUGAUGGAUUUGGAUGCUUACUUUGGGAAUGAAAACGUUUCUGAUGUGAUGUGGGUUUUUUUUUUUUUUUUUUUUUUUUUUGAGGGUGAGGAUUCCUGUGCUGAUAAUGAAAGACAUGUUGCUUGUUAAUGUCAGUUUACACUUAUACACACACACACACACACCCAAACACACACACGAACAGACCAACAUUCUAAGCAGAUAUAAAACUACAAACUGUAAUCUUUCAGCAUUACACGGUGAACAUACACACACACACACAGACACACACUUGUAUAACAUGGUGAUGUUUUCUUUCUUUUUUUCUAGCUAGUCGUAACAAACUUUUUGUGGGUAAAGAUAUAAUAUCUGUAUUCUACUUUGAUGUGAACUGAACUCGUCUGUUUUUAAUGUUCAUGUUUUGUUAUUUUUAUGAUGACGACAAUGAUGAUGACGAUUUGCCAAAUGUGUUGACACUAAAAAUUGUGUAUCAGGG